Trichoplusia ni (cabbage looper) is the source of this 1492-nucleotide messenger RNA. RefSeq names its product cold shock domain-containing protein CG9705. Gene Ontology annotation, cellular component: cytoplasm. Bases 122 to 505 code for a protein of 127 amino acids. Gene Ontology annotation, molecular function: mRNA 3'-UTR binding. Gene Ontology annotation, biological process: regulation of mRNA stability. The record is from RefSeq and is a predicted model, not a curated record. The transcript is spliced from 3 exons. NCBI's taxonomy places the organism in Eukaryota, Metazoa, Arthropoda, Insecta, Lepidoptera, Noctuidae.
UUGAUAUCUUUUGUAAAAAACUCUUGACGUUUCAUGCAAGCGGCUCACUGACAUUUUGUUUUUCUUCCUUCAUGCGAAGUUCUUCAUUAUUUAUUUCGCUCAAAACUAUUUUACUGUGAUCAUGUCUAAUGAUUACGGAUUUAACAGUGAUGAUUCUCCAAACAAAAUUAAUUCUCAUCUACAGUUGCCAAGCCCAAUUAUAACGCGGCGAAACCGAACAGCUUCUACGUCAGAAAGGGCAUUAGGUAAUCCAAUAGAAAGUGGGAAAAUUAAAUCCUUCUGUCGGGAAAAAGGUCAUGGAUUUGUUACCCCGGAAAAAGGCGGCGAAGAUAUAUUUUUACACAUUUCUGAUAUUGAAGGGGAAUAUGUGCCACUGCCCGGUGAUGAAGUAAUAUACAGACUCUGUCCGAUCCCUCCCAAGUUUGAGAAGAACCAAGCCGUUCAUGUCCGCAUUGUCCACCUGACUCCAGAGAAGCACCUCAAGUGGGACGAGCCCCCGUUGUAAUGUAACUUGUCACUUCGGCCUGUACUUUACCAUCCCAACCAUUAGCAAGGUCCUCUUGCCUCCCCAUCUUUGUCCUUGUGUCAUAUCUAUAGUCUUACUCAUUCUCUAUUCAUAUUAAUGUGUGUCAUGCCACUUGUCUUUAAUUUUUAGCAUUGUGUUAGUAUGUAUUAUUGUGCCGUAUGAUGGUCAACUGAAUCAAGUGCAACUUUGUCAAUUGUACAUGUCUAAAUCAAUCAAAUCACAUGAAAUCAAGAACUAUGUGAGGAACUGCUCAUUUUUUUUAAUCAUUACCAUGUAAUGACCAAGUUUAGCAUUCGCAUAUGUAUAUUAAUUGCAAAAUAAAUCCAGUAUUUUAAAAUAUAGUGAGAAGCCAAUUUGUGGUGCUAAAUUUUCGAAGGUUUUACCAUCGUCUUAAGAUUUUGAUAUCAGAUGUAUUCACACAGUGAAUGGCUGGCUUCUUGCACCGACAUAGCCUUACAGUUUCAUAUUAUAUAGUCGGAAGUGUGGAAACAUUCAUCAUCGACAUAAUUGGCCUAAUUUGAGUACCACCCGUAUUUCCUGUACUUAAGAGUUAUUUGUAUCAACUAUUUUAAUUAUGAUAGGGUGUAAUUUUGCACAAAUACGAAGUGCCACUGGUUAGUGAUGUGUGCGAACAAUUUAUAAGAAUGUUAUUUUGAUCACAGAGUUCAAAAUUGCAUAAUAAUCUCUAUAAUAUUUUUUUUCUUUUAAUCCUUGUUUUUAUUCUAUUGUAUUAAGUGCAAGUAUAAUCUCAAGUUACGAACUAGCAUUCCACAGCUCAAGCAUUUUCUGUAGGUAUGCAAUGUACUGUAAAACAAUUAGUUAUUAUUGAAUUUAUAUUUUGAUAUUGUUUUGUCCUCUUUGUUGCAGAAAGUAUUUAAAUGAUGUAAUCAAUACGUUCGCCUUGCUUUUCGUUUAGUUUAUAGCAGUAUUAGGUAAUACAGCGAAUAUAUGGAAUAUGUGUAAGCA